AUGAAUAAUAAAAGUUUUAUUUCCAAUCAAACGAUUUGUCUACUCUGUGGUUUUAAACCUUUGGUAGUAAAGAAGUUUAUAAUAGAGAGACAUUUCAGAACUCGUCAUUUGCUCGAAUAUUCCAAUUAUUCAAAUACCGAAAAAUUGAACAUAAUCGAAGGAUUAAAGCUGGUUUACCAAGAAGGUGCACUACCACCUUCUAUCAAUUCUUCUUCUCAAAAAUCUGUAUUAGCUUCUUAUGCCAUUUCUUUACUUAUAGCACAGAAUGCAAAACCAUUUAGUGAAGGUGUUUUUGUGAAGAAUUGUAUUAUCGAAGCGGUAAAAGCUUUCGGUAAUUCUUUAACACUUGAGGAAGCAAUGAGCAUUCCCCUUAGUUCAAAAACGAACGAUUUCUCAUGUGUCGAAGAACUGUUAGAUUUCGUCCCUUUACAUGGCACAACAACGGGACUUGAUAUAUUUUUAGCAGUUCAAAAAUCACUUGAAAAAUUUGGUGUAGAUCUUAAUAAAUGUUCUUCGAUUACAACUGAUGGCGCAAGAAAUAUGACGGGUUUGAAGAUAGGAUUCGCAGGUCAAUUAAAGCAGCGAAACAGUAACAUUCCUGUUAUACACUGUAUAAUUCAUCAGGAAGCAUUAAGUGGCAAAGUUGUACAAUUAUCAACAACUAUGGCCACUGUGUCUAAAAUAAUAAACCUAAUUAAAGGUGGACACAAAUUCCUGACUCAUAGGAAAUUUCAAUUAUUUCUGCAGGAACAUAAUGCUGUUCACACAGAUGUUCCGCUCGAUUGCCCAGUACGUUGGCUUAGUGCUGCAAAAUGUUUGGAAACAUUUUUUUCGAUAAGAAAAGAGAUUUUACUUUUUUUACAAGAGGGAAACAACCCACAAUAUCAGGAAUACAUAUCUCAUUUGGAAGAUAUUACAUUUCUUUCCGAACUUGCCUUUAUUACAGAUAUAACUAAUCAACUUAGGCUUCUCAAUUUAAAGUUACAAAGAACAAAUCAAAGUAUUUCGCAAUUAGUUAGUCAUGUUGAUUCUUUCCGAAGAAAAUUACAGUUAUUGAAAUCUCAUUUAAAUAAUGAUGUUUUUCGUUUUUCUCCGUCAUGCGAGAUUCUUCUCAAAGAAUACGGCAAUAGCUGCAAUUUUAAGGAAUAUAUUCAUUUCGUAGAUUGUCUCAUAGAAGAAUUCGAUACACGUUUUAUUUGCUUCGAAAACUUAGAACCGAAUUAA
This is a messenger RNA of Osmia bicornis bicornis, 1224 nucleotides long. RefSeq names its product general transcription factor II-I repeat domain-containing protein 2B-like. Bases 1 to 1224 code for a protein of 407 amino acids. NCBI's taxonomy places the organism in Eukaryota, Metazoa, Arthropoda, Insecta, Hymenoptera, Megachilidae. The transcript is spliced from 3 exons. The record is from RefSeq and is a predicted model, not a curated record.